AUGGUCUCAGAUUUGGAGGUGCAGAGUGUCAUUCCAGAAGCUUCCCACCCAGCUGCAGACGUCCCCAUUAAACGCCGAAGCUUGCAGCCUGAUGAGGAAUUCACCAGAACUGCACAGAGGUCAAUGUUGAUAUUUGGACUCCUGUUCCUCAGCCUCAUUAGAGCAAAUGAACUAAAGUACUUCCCUAAAAGCUACGUCAUGGCCAAAGGGAGUGAUUCUGUCAUGCUGCCCUGCGGCACAAAAUCCCAAACGAACGUCAUGUGGAAGUUUGAAAAUGGCGUUGUGGACUCGAUGGAUGGUCCAAAUCUGCUGGUGAAACAUGUAGAUGAGCUCACACUGGGGGAGUACACUUGCUUGAGUGAGAAUGAGAAGGCAUCUACUUUUCUCCUGAUGGAGGAUGAGAAUGAGGAGGAGCUUGAUUCUCUUCUCAGCUGUCGUGCCAGGUCUUAUGACUGCGCUUUUAACUGCAGAUGGAACGACAAUAAAUAUGAAGCCGUGCGCCUUGGACUGGGCCCACACUGUCGUGAUGGAGGUGACCCGUGUCAGUGGGUCUACAGCACCCAUCAGAGCCAGGAUGGAAGCUUCCACUUUAGGCUGACCCACUCCCUCACACCCUAUGCUGAGGAGAGCUCCAUGCUUGAGCUCACAGCCGAGGCCAUCAGGGGAAACUACAUCCUCAGGAGGACCAAGAGAUUUUAUCUUCGAAAUAUCAUUCAACCGGAUAGUCCUAUAGUCAGCUGGCAAGAGGUGGGUCGAAACAUUAACGUGACCAUCCAUCCUCCAUCCAGCUGGUCCACCCCUCACAGCUUCUUCAGCCUGGAACACCAGAUUCAGUAUGAGCACAAGGAUGACGGCAAGUGGCACCUCUCCUCAAUUCCCAUGAUACCGAAACAGAUCACCAAGCUGAGAGCCCAAUCCAGGGACUUGCUGGUGCAGUCAGCCUGGAGCGAGUGGACCAGCUGGGCUUAUACUACAAUGUAAUCGCUUGACAUUGUCUUGUCCCUUUAAAUUGUCAGAAACUCAGUGAAUUGUUUACUUGAUACAUGUGAUGGAAUGUCAUGAUGGAACGCUGCCAUUCUGACACUAAAGCUAUGUAUUUAUUUAUAUAUUAUUUAUUUGAAACUAACCAUCAGAAACGUAAACUUGUCAUGUUUAUACUGUAUCUACUCCAUCGGCUCAUGAAAUGAACAUUUCCUCUCUUGCUCAG
Molecule: messenger RNA, 1207 nt
Organism: Dunckerocampus dactyliophorus (ringed pipefish)
Lineage: Eukaryota; Metazoa; Chordata; Actinopteri; Syngnathiformes; Syngnathidae
Gene: il12b2
Product: interleukin-12 subunit beta
Exons: 7
Coding region: 1-981 (326 amino acids)
Molecular function (GO): protein binding
Source: RefSeq, a predicted model, not a curated record